This is a messenger RNA of Prosopis cineraria, 3057 nucleotides long. RefSeq lists its product as uncharacterized. Bases 221 to 2785 code for a protein of 854 amino acids. The record is from RefSeq and is a predicted model, not a curated record. The transcript has 18 exons. Lineage: Eukaryota; Viridiplantae; Streptophyta; Magnoliopsida; Fabales; Fabaceae.
ACAUGUAAUCAUAACGUGACGGUAAUCUCGCUCCUCCUUCCCUUGUGCAUGUGCUCUCUCUCUCUCUCUCUGUCUGGCACUCCGAAAAACCAACUGUUCCUAGUGACUACCACAAGAAGCAUUCCAUUGCAGAAAAUCAAGGGGACCUUAAGAUCUUCCUCUACUUGGCGUUCAGCCCAAAUUCUUCUCGCUUCACCGCUCAAUCCGAUCCAAUCCACCAAUGAAGGCCGGCAAUGCUCUAAAUCCUCUCAUCACUUUCGAGCACAAGAGGGACGCCUAUGGGUUUACCGUGCGACCUCAGCACCUGCAAAGAUACCGUGAAUAUGCGAACAUAUACAAGGAGGAAGAAGAAGAAAGGUCAGAUCGAUGGAAAUCCUUCCUAGAUCGGCAAGCAGUAUCUGUUCAAGUGGUUGGAAAUAACCUAAAUUUUGAGGAAAAUGACAAUGUCUUGCAGGCUGAAGCUGGAGAGAAAGAAGCCUCAGGGAAGGUUGUUAAUGGAUACGAGUCUAGCCAUCAGAAACCUGAUUCUGAUAAUACAGUUGAUAAUGGAAGUAAAAAAGAGGAGUUACAAGCAUCUGAGGCAGCCAAAAUUCAUAGAGUUGAACUAUGGACAGAGAUAAGACCAUCACUUCAUGCUAUUGAGGGUAUGAUGAGUAAUCGUGUAAAGAAGUGUGUUGAAAGAAACAGGAAGAAUGCAUUGAGAGAUGAACAAAUGUUUGGAACUGGGAAACCACUAUCUUAUACUGAUCAGGCAAAAUCACAAAAAGGAGCAUGUGAGGAGGACUCUGAUGAUGAGUUUUAUGAUGUAGAGAGGUCAGACCCUAGUCUAGAUGUUCCUUCAGCUGAUAGUUUGAAUGCCUCUUCCAAUGGUAUUGCUGGUGAUGCAACACCACUAGAGUAUUCAUGUCCUUGGAAGGAAGAGCUGGAAGUUCUUGUUCGUGGGGGAGUGCCAAUGGCACUUAGAGGAGAGCUUUGGCAAGCUUUUGUGGGUGUAAAAGCAAGACGGGUAGAGAAGUAUUAUCAGAGCCUGCUAACUCCUGAGAAUGAUUUUGGGAUUAAAUUGGAUCAACCAAGUAUGCAUUCAACUGAUAAAGACGGGAAAGAAAAUGUAGAUUCUAUUUAUGCACCAGAAAAAUGGAAAGGGCAGAUUGAAAAGGAUCUCCCUCGAACAUUCCCUGGCCAUCCUGCUCUGGACGAGGAUGGUAGAAAUGCUUUGAGGCGAUUACUUACUGCAUAUGCUAGACAUAAUCCUUCUGUUGGUUAUUGCCAGGCUAUGAACUUUUUUGCUGGUCUAUUGCUGCUUAUGAUGCCUGAAGAAAAUGCCUUUUGGACCUUGAUGGGAAUUUUAGAUGAUUAUUUUGAUGGCUAUUACUCUGAGGAAAUGAUAGAGUCUCAGGUGGACCAACUUGUUUUUGAGGAGUUGGUGCGGGAGAGGUUUCCCAAAUUGGUCAAUCAUCUAGAUUACCUGGGAGUGCAGGUGGCAUGGGUUACUGGACCAUGGUUUCUUUCCAUAUUCAUGAACAUGCUUCCUUGGGAAAGUGUUCUACGAGUCUGGGACGUGCUUCUUUUUGAAGGAAACCGUGUCAUGCUAUUUAGAACCGCGCUUGCUUUAAUGGAGCUAUAUGGCCCUGCAUUGGUAACAACAAAAGAUGCUGGAGAUGCAAUAACUUUGCUUCAAUCAUUAGCUGGUUCCACAUUUGAUAGCAGUCAGCUUGUGUUGACUGCUUGCAUGGGUUACCAAAAUGUAAAUGAAGUCCGAUUACAAGAACUUAGAAAUAAACAUCGACCAGCUGUAAUAGCUACAGUUGAAGAAAGAUCAAAAGGUCUUAAAGCUUGGAGGGAUUCUCGGGGUCUGGCAUCUAAGCUAUUUGGUUUUAAACAUGAUCCCAAAUCAACGACAGAGACAGAUAAAGCAGAGCAAUUGAUUGAUGGUAGUUUAUCACGUACAGAAUCUGGUUCCACUAAUGCAGAUGAGAUUAUCAUUAGCCUGACAGGAGAUGGUGAGAUAGAUACUGUUCCGGAUCUUCAAGAGCAGGUAGCAUGGUUGAAGAGUGAACUUUGCAGAUUGCUAGAGGAAAAAAGAUCAGCUGUUCUCAGAGCAGAGGAGCUUGAAACAGCGUUGAUGGAGAUGGUCAAGCAGGAUAAUAGGCGACAACUGAGUGCCAAGGUUGAGCAGUUGGAAGAAGAGGUCUCUGUGCUUCAGCAGGCACUUGCUGAUAAGCAAGAGCAGGAAAAUGCUAUGCUUCAGGUUCUGAUGCGGGUAGAGCAAGAGCAGAAGGUCACUGAGGAUGCUCGUAGGUUUGCAGAGCAAGAUGCAGAAGCACAAAGAUAUGCUGCCCGAGUGCUUCAGGAAAAAUAUGAAGAAGCCAAUGCUGCACUUGCUGAAAUGGAGAAGAGGGCAGUUAUGGCGGAAUCAAUGCUUGAAGCCACAUUGCAGUAUCAAUCUGGCCAAGUUAAAGUGCAAGCAUCUCCACGGUCUUUGCAGUCCAAUUCCGAAGUAUCACGAAAUAAUCAAGAGCCAAUGCCAGAUGUGCCUGCUAAGAGAAUAGGUUUACUUUCUCGUCCAUUUGGCCUCGGUUGGCGUGAUCGAAACAAGGGAAAACAAACUAAUGCAGAAGAACCCGCAAAACCGAGUAAUGCAGAAGAGCCAGCAAAGCCGAGUAAUGCAGAAAAGCCAGCAAAACUGACUAAUACAGAAGAGCCGGCUGAAGGAAAAGCCACCAUUGAGGGACAAGGUACAAGGAGCCACCAAGAGAAUAAUGGCCAUAAAAUACAGAAUGAUUAGGAAAGAAGAUGUUAGGAAUAUAUAUUUUAGUCUCCUUCCCAUGAAAGUUCAAUGAGGAAGUAGCUUCUUGUUUGCAAUUUUUGUUUAGAGCGAACUGGUAAUUCAUUCAUUGUUUGUUCACUAAGAUCCCAUAGAAUAAUAUAAGCGUAUUUGUGAAAGGAAAAAGAAAACAGGUUGAGCUCGAUUGUUACUCGACUUUCCCGUUUGUAUUGGUCUGAAGGAGUGAAUUUGUAGUAGCAAAGUUGUAUAUAUAUAAUUAUAUAUUUUAUUAA